CUUUGCUUGUACUUCUAAUCUUCUAUGAAAGGUUGUUACCGGUACAGUAACUGAGUGUACCUAUAAACCCAUAAGUAUAAGUUAUAGAUCUAAGUUCAAGAAUCUAAAUUUUUUUUUUAUUAUGGAUUCCCUUGUAAAUGAAUGUGACGUUGUUGUUAUUGGAGCUGGUUUGUCGGGGUUAUCGGCUGCUUAUUAUUUGCAUAAAAAAGACAAAGGUCUGCGAAUAAUUGUUUUGGAAGCAAAAGACAGAAUCGGUGGACGUACAUUGACUCGUCAGCUUGCAGCAGCAGAUGGAACUAAGGAUUUUUGGGAUUUGGGAGGUGAAUGGGCUGGCAGACCACAACCUCACCUUCAGUACUUACUCCGAAAGUUCAAUCUUAAUACUUUCAAUCCAGUAAGACCACAUGAUGGUAGACAACUUAGUGACCUGACCACAUUGACACUUCAGACCCGCUGUGAUUUAAUCCAGUUUACAUGGAAGCUGAAGAGCUUACAACGAAAAUUAACAGGUGUGGAUUUAAAAAUGUCAGUCAAUGCUCUUGAAUAUGACAACUGCAGCUUUGAUAAAUAUAAAGAGGAAAAUCUUUGGACACAAACUGCUAAGACCAUUGUUGACUCUGCUUGUAAGUGCAUGUUUGGACUGGAACCUUCUGAAAUGAGUUUACUGUAUUUUUUGAUGUAUGUCAAAGCUGCGGGUGGCUUAGAGAUUUUCUUGCAUCCCAAAGAAUUUACAGGAAGUGAGUGCCGAAUUAAAGGAGGUGUCCAACAGCUAUCUUCACAUCUAGUACAAAAAAUUGGCAAGAAGUGUGUUUAUCUGAGUCAACCUGUGUCUCACAUUGUUCAGUCUAUAGAAGGUGCUCGUGUCAUAACCACAAAUAAUGUACAAGUUUUGUGCCAGAGAAUUAUAUUGGCUAUACCUCCUCACCACAUUGCGGCUAUUAACUACUCUCCACCACUGGCUCCUGCCAAACUGGGUUUGUUUCAGAGUGUACCUCUAGCAUUCAUCGUCAAAUUUGCUGUGACCUAUGAAGAGGCAUUUUGGAAAAAGGACAAUGAUAGACAUCACUAUGGUUUCCAGGCAGUGUUGGAUAAUGAUGAGGGACCUGUGGGCAUUGUUUAUGAUGCAUCGUCAGGGAGAGGUAACCCUGCACUGGCUGGAUUUAUUUCUUCAUUUCAAGGCUUAGAUAGUGAUCCUAAAAAUCGAAGAGCAACCAUCAUGAGACUAAUUGAGAAACUAUUGGGUCCUGAAUGUCAGAAAAUAUUGGAGUUCUCUCAGAUGGACUGGAGUAAAGAGCCUUACAAUGGUGGCUGUUUUCUUAGAUCAAUCGUCCCAGGAGCUACUAAAUAUUUCAACAAUGAGUUGAGGGAACCUUUUGAUAGAAUUCAUUUUGCUGGGACAGAAACAGCAACUGUUUGGUGUGGAUUUAUGAAUGGUGCAAUACAGUCUGGCUUUAGAGCAGCUACUGAGGUUUUGUAUCACUUGAGACCAUUGAUAAUAACAUCACCAGACCUAGAAGUUCUUCAUCUUCCUGAUGAUGCUCAGGAGACACCGCAAGUCAAACAAAAUUGGUUAACCUGGGCUGCUGUGGGUAUGGGCUUUGCUUCAGCUGUCUACUUUCUGACUAAGACUAACACUGUAUCUUCUUCCACAACAUUUGUUAAGAAUAUACGCUUAGUUUUUGAUGGGAGGUAAUCAUAUCAGUUGGAACUCUAAGCUUUCAACUUUUUAAAGCAUUGAAAAGCAAUAAUCUAGGGUAAUUUAUAAAAAAAAAAAGCUUUAGGGGGGGGAAAAAGUUGUCUUUCAAGAUAAAUUUUUAAUACUACACUUAAUGUAUAUUAAUUGACCUCACAUUUAAUUUAGAAGAAUGUAUUUUUUUAGUGCAUUAAGAUAUUAAUAAUCUUAAUGGUUUGAAAUCAUAUUUAAUGUAGUGCUUCCUAAGUGAAUUGUUGUAAUAUGAUGUUAUAUCCAGACUCUGGGUUUGAAAUGUCAAACAUUUUUUGUUAGGUAUGUUAAUGUACUAUAUUUAUUCAUGCUAUUUGCGGACAUGUUUUUGUUUGUUUGGUAUUAAGAUCAUCUGUCGUCAUCGAGAAGUACAUAGAAGUCUAUUUAUAAAGCAAUGGUUAUGAGUGUAUGUGUUUCGUGUGUGAAUGUUGUUUGUAUUUGCAUCUAUAUUGUUAUUGUACAGUAGUUACACUGAGGUUAUCUAUUGUAGUCAAACUGAAUUUCCAUUUUAUUGGAUCAAUAAAAAUUAUAUUAUUUCUGUUUCUAUAAGCUCUAUACUGUAUACUUAGUGUGACUUAAUUUAUUGAACCCUUUGAAUCUAAUCCUUUUGAAGUAUAGGAGUUAAGCUGAAAGAAAUUCCUGGCUACAAUAUUGCAGCUCAUUGUGACAUGUUUGGUUCUGAUACUAAAAUAUUUAAUAUAUUUAUUUUGUGAGGUCUUGAAAAAUUAUACCAAAAUGUAUGUUAUGCCAAAGACAACUUUCUCUACAGUUGUGUAGGGAAUAAUGAAAUAUUACAAUAAACAUAUUAGAUAUCUGUACACAAAAUGCUUGAAAUACAUUUUACAAUCAUAAUCAGACAUUCCAAAAUGCAGUCUCAAUAUAGCAAAGAGUUCAUUCUUGAUUUUAACUUCUUUGCAAUGAAUGGUAAAGGAAUAAAUAUCUAGUUUAAUUUUUUCUUCUAUGUUUGCUUAAAAAGUUGUUUUUUAUCUUCUGUCAUGAAUAGUUUUGUCUUGAUCAGCAUUAAACAAGGUUAAAUUUGUUAAUGUAUAUGUAUUUGCACAAAAAUAAAUGAAGCUGACAUUAUGAUCAACACAUUCUUCUAAUUUGGAGGAAAUAUUUUUUUUAAAAACUCAAUCUGUCCAGGUUUUUUUUAUCUCGUAAAAAUGUUUGUAGGGAUAUUGAUACGGUACUCAAGUAGAUUUGCGAUAAAUGAUGGAUAGUGCUGGGCCUUACAUGACGGUUAAGAAAUUUGAGGGUUAUGUACGUCACAUUUUUCUGAUAAUGCAAUGAAUAUCUAAAGAGAAAAAGCUUUGAUGGAAGUGAAGAAUUUAAAAUGCAUGGUUUUACAAAAAAAACUGCUUUAUAGAAAAUUGUUGGUUCAAGGACUUGCGUGAAAAAGAAUGCAUUGCAGUUCAUAUCUUUUAUAUUUACAAAUAAAUUUGUGCUGAACCCAUCUAUGUUUCUUGCAAAGCUAUGUCCUUUUGACUGGCAUUUGAGAGUAAAAUUUCUGUGUGGCUUUGGAUUGAAUGGGUUAAUAGAAUGAUGAACCAAGCUGGGCCUUUUAAGUUGCUUUUAUAGCCUCAUUCAAUUCAAAUCUGUUUUCUAGUCUCACAUUUUGGAGUCAAGUUGUGAGGGCUUGAGCAUGUAAGUACUCUGAUUUUAGGUCAUGCACAAAGUCAAUGUUUUAGGAUACUGGUAUAGGCUUGGUGGUGGGAAUACAAAAAAAAAAAAUGAAGUAAAACAACUCGCUGUUCUCAUUGCACAAUGAAAGUUUGUUGGGUUUUUUUUUUAAACUAAGCACUUGCACUGUUAAUGUCAUACACAGACAUUUAUGUCCAUACUUGUCUGCAGUGCUAGACAUUUAUACUUAUACUUGUGUUUCAUCUAAGGAAAUAAAUCUUAAUUCCUUUUGCUGGUAGCUGCAGUAGUGAUAGUUUGCCUAGUCAUCUUCCUGGUUUUCUUAUUGUGAAUUCAGCAUAGGCAAACAAGGUAGCCGUCUAGGGCCUCUAAUUGAUGGGGGCUUCGCACAAGACCUAAAACAUUGGGAAACUUGUAUCAAAUCUCAAAAUAUACCUCUACUACCCUUGCUGUAAGUUUCUACUAUGACUUAUGGUUUAUUGACAAUGUUCAGUGCUACUUGUAGACAGAAGACCCUAGUUGUUUUAUGAAUUGAAUAAUUUUUUUUUGCCUAAGUCCAGCCCUGCUGUAUUUUACCAGUAGUGGGGAGAGUGAGUGUAUUGCUGCUUUGAGGAAUGUUUGUAAAUGUACUAGAUUUGUUGAACAGAGUCUAUUUUUUUUUAUUGAUCUUAUUAAAUUCAUUAGUUGUUAUCACCCAAAGUUAGAAUCAUUAUUUACAAAAUAACUAUAGAUUCACCUAUGCUUAAUUGGUGGUGUAUUUCUGUUCAUGAAAUUGAUUCAGUUAUUUUACAAUAUAUAGAAAAACCCAUACUAGUUUUUAAUUUCUCUCCCAGUGUGUAUUUUUUUUAAAAAAGCUUUUAAUUUAUAUCAUGCCUGAAACAAAACUCAUUUGUUGACCAGAGGACGUAUGUGGGAGUUUCUGUGCUCAGUAAAUGCAACUCUGAUCUAGUCAGGUGUUGUGAACUUUCAGCCCCUUUGAUAACCUCUUGGCUCUCUUAAGGCUGUGAUCUUAAUACAAUAAUUGUUUUCAGCAUUUAAUUAUCACUUAUACUUCAUGAAUUACAAAAUAUGUACUACGGUAUGUAAUUGUCACAUUUUAAUAGUGUUUGUUACAAGCUUAUUAGAAGUCAAACUUAGUAUGUGAUUAUACAAUUAUUAUAUACACUGUUGAUUAGAAAUGUAAAAAAAAAAUUCUUCAAUUAAACAUUUGUUACCCAAUCAGA
Molecule: messenger RNA, 4584 nt
Organism: Biomphalaria glabrata
Lineage: Eukaryota; Metazoa; Mollusca; Gastropoda; Planorbidae
Product: probable flavin-containing monoamine oxidase A
Exons: 12
Coding region: 122-1693 (523 amino acids)
Molecular function (GO): oxidoreductase activity
Source: RefSeq, a predicted model, not a curated record